CAAAUAUGGCGGACGAAGUACCGACCAUGGAUGAAAACGAGAGAAAAGUCGUCAACGAAUUCUGCCACCUGUUGGAAAAAUCGAAACAGCUCUUUAAUGGCCUUAGAGACUUACCCCAAUAUGGUCACAAACAAUGGCAGUCCUACUUUGGCCGCACAUUCGAUGUGUACACAAAACUCUGGAAGUUUCAGCAGCAACACAGACAAAUACUUGAUUCCAAGUACGGGCUGAAGAGAUGGCAGAUUGGAGAAAUUGCUUCUAAGAUAGGACAGCUUUACUACCAUUACUAUUUGCGAACCAGUGAGACGAACUACUUGAAUGAGUCUUUCUCUUUCUACUCUGCGAUACGAAUGAGAGCUUACUACUCCAAGGCAACCAAAGAGGAGAGUACACUACAUGACAUAGGAAAGUCACUAGUUAUCUCCCAUGACAGGCCAGACCUGAUGGUGAAGAAACUCCGCUACUAUGCAAGGUUUAUUGUUGUAUGCUUGUUGCUGAAGAAGAUGAAGCUUGUGCGAGACUUGGUUCGGGAAUUGGCCAAACAGAUAGAUGACUACACUAGUGCAUACGAACCAGACGAUCAGCUGGAGUGGACGCUAGUUCUUGGUGAAAUUAAGGCUUUCAUUGAGGCUGACAACAUCAUCAAUGUAGUUGAUGUGGACUCAUCAACGAUCGUUCUGUCACAUCGACUCACCCCCCUCAAUACCCCUCCCCUGGACAAAUGCGCCCCCACGUAUCUCACCCUACAGGAGAUCCUCAUCGUCGGCAACUGUCACGAACAGGUAAAGUUCAGUGAGCUGACACUAGACAUGUUCCGCAUGCUUCAAACCCUGGAGCGAGAGCCCCAGGAGGAUCUCACCAACCAGAUCUAUGAUGCUUCCCCUGCCCCAGGACGACAGCCAUUUAUGCCUAUGCCAAGACCACGAGCUGUAGGGGAGGAAAAUGGUGACCGGCGCCAUGAGAACCCUCACAAGUACCUGUUGUACAAACCAACAUACGGACAGCUGAACACCUUUCUCGCAUCUGCGUUUAAAGAACUGCCUCCUAAUGGUGCCAGUCUCUUGUACAUAUCUGCUGAUGGUUGCCAUGGAAAUGCUAAACACACAGAUGAUGCUGCAUAUGACCUUGGAGGUGUGAUCACCAACAGUAGACGAGAGGGUGACGCCCCCAUUAAAGGAAAAAGACCAGGCUUGCUGAAAGAGAUGCACUGCCUUCACCCCGGUGACCUUUACCCCUACACAAGAAAGCCUCUCUUCCUUAUUAUCGACAGUGAUAACAGCUCAGCCUUCCAGAAUUUCCCCAACUUGUUUGGACAACCGAUGGUGUGCCUCCUCUCCCCAGAACAAGUGCCCACUACAAUGCAGGACCAGCACCAGAAAGGGAACCUGUUCACGCUGUUCAUGCACUCGCCGCUGAUGGCUCUGUGUCACGUGUGCAACAUCAUCGACAUCCCCAUCACGCUGUGGGACAAGUGCCAGGCCCAGAUAGACAAGUUCAUGUCCGAGUCCAGCAAGCUGUUUGUCAGGGCCCGGAAACUGGAUCACUCCUACAUGCAGUUCUUUGGGGAUGACUUCCUCCGGUUGAUUCUGCUGAGAUUCGUCUUCUGUUAUAUUGUUCUCAUCCUCCACAGAGGUUUCAAGGGCCCAAGCUACUAUCCGAUGUCCCACCCCCCACUGCCGACUGACGAGAUCCUCGAGCACCCAGCAUUGUACAAAAUAGUCCUUGACCUGGCAAGCAUUCUGGAGGUUCGAGGCCUGUUUGCUGAGCCUGGGGAAGUGGACAUUGUUGCAUGACAGGGUCCUAGGCUGUAUAUCUGAUCUCAGUUCUCUACAAUACUCAGUGUGACGUGACUCUCUCAAACAACUUCAGUCUGUUCUGCCAGUGGGACCAGAUUCUGUCAACCAUCAUCUGUCUGUUCCAGAUGUGUGAACAGGCUCAUAACCACUUUCAGCCUGUUCCAGAUAUGUGACCGGACUCUCUCAACCAUUUUCAGUCUGUUCCAGAUGUGUGACGAGACUCACUCAACCAUCUUCAGUCUGUUCCAGAAGUGUGACGUGACGUCUGCCUCAACAAUCUUUCAUCUGUUUCAGCAGCUUGACUAGACUGACGAGUGCUUCUGUAAUGUUCAAGCUGUUUAGACAGUAACCACCAUCUCUCAGCCAAGUUCAGUUCUGGCAGGUCAAUCUGACUCUCGUAUGUCCCAACCAUUGUGUCCGUAAUGACCUCAAGUAUGGUUGUUUGGAAAACUUGGUUAUAUGUGUUCAUUGUUUUGACCUGUUUAUUUGAAUUGAUGGGUAAAUGACAGAGUGUUUUUAUAACUUAGUUUACACAGCAUGUGUUGCAUAGUAAUCUCUUACGGUAGAUUUGCUUGAAUGGAAUAAUGAAAUAUAUAACUUUAAGUGUUUCUUCUCCAACAAGAUCCAGAGUUACUUCCCUUCCAAUAAAGGAGGAACUGAGUUACUUCCCUUUCAGUGAAGGAGGAACUGAGUUACAUCCCUUACGUAGGCAGCAUAAGCAGGGGAAAACAAUGUUUAAAUAAUGCCUCUUUUGUGAAAUGCUGGGUUGCUUGAUCGGUAGACCAAAUGAUGAAUGAACAUUCCCUUAAGGGAUAAUAUGUUAUUCGUUAAGUCCAUGAUGAAAUGAGAAGAUAAAUUUCACCAUCAAAAGGUUCAAUAACAUGGGAACUGUUGGUUGAGUGUUAUACUCUGUUAAAGCAAUUUCCCGGAGUUGGGCAUGUGUGAUAAAAUGUCAAGCGUAUUGAAAAAGUGAUAAUCUAUCUUUUGGACAGAUGAUAAACUCACUAUGCAUAGUAUAAUAAAAUACAUGGUAUGUUAUUGGGAAGUGAUAAUUUAUUGGAUAAUAAACUCCCAAUGCAUAGUAUGAUAAAAUGGCAAGAUCCAUAUUGAAGAAGUGGUCAUCUGUCUUUUGGAUGGAUGAUAAACUCACCUUGCAUAGUACGGUAAAAUGCCUGGUAUGUUUUUGAGAAGUGAUAAUUUAUUUCUUGGGUGAGAUAGACUCCCAAUGUAUAGUAUGAUACAAUGGCAGGAUCCACAUUGAAGAAGUGAUCAUCUGUCUUCCAGAUGGAUGAUAAACUCACCUCGCAUAGUAUGAUAA
Molecule: messenger RNA, 3114 nt
Organism: Haliotis rubra (blacklip abalone)
Lineage: Eukaryota; Metazoa; Mollusca; Gastropoda; Lepetellida; Haliotidae
Product: protein SCAI-like
Exons: 17
Coding region: 6-1793 (595 amino acids)
Biological process (GO): DNA-templated transcription
Cellular component (GO): nucleus
Molecular function (GO): transcription corepressor activity
Source: RefSeq, a predicted model, not a curated record